This is a messenger RNA of Onychomys torridus (southern grasshopper mouse), 1303 nucleotides long. It is a transcript of the gene Comtd1, whose product is annotated as catechol-O-methyltransferase domain containing 1. The record is from RefSeq and is a predicted model, not a curated record. The transcript has 7 exons. The coding region runs from base 78 to 866 and encodes 262 amino acids. Gene Ontology annotation, molecular function: O-methyltransferase activity; S-adenosylmethionine-dependent methyltransferase activity. NCBI's taxonomy places the organism in Eukaryota, Metazoa, Chordata, Mammalia, Rodentia, Cricetidae.
GAGCCUAGUCGCUAGUUCCAGUCCCAUCCCCUCUACUCCAGCACACGUGACCAUCGCCGCCGCCCGCUACCAGCACCAUGGCUCAGCCACUGCCUCGGCUCUCUGUCCCCGCUGCGCUGGCCCUGGGCUCGGCCGCGCUGGGCGCCGCCUUCGCUACUGGUCUCUUGCUGGGGAGACGGUGGCUUCCGUGGGGGUCCAGGAGACCACAGAGCCUGCUGCCUCCUGAGGACAGCCCCCUGUGGCAGUAUCUGCUGAGCCGCUCCAUGCGGGAGCACCCGGCGCUGCGAAGCCUGCGACUGCUGACCCUGGAGCAGCCGCAGGGGGAUUCCAUGAUGACCUGUGAGCAGGCCCAGCUUCUGGCCAACCUGGCCCGGCUCAUCAAGGCCAAGAAAGCGCUGGACCUGGGUACUUUCACUGGCUACUCCGCCCUGGCGCUAGCCCUGGCGCUUCCCGAGGCUGGCCGCGUGGUGACCUGCGAGGUGGACACGGAACCCCCAGAGCUGGGGCGGCCCCUGUGGAAGCAGGCCGAAGUGGAGCAGAAGAUCGACCUUCGGCUGCAGCCGGCCCUGCAGACUUUGGAUGAGCUCCUAGCGGCGGGCGAGGCCGGAACCUUCGACGUAGCGGUGGUGGACGCUGACAAGGAGAACUGUGCCGCGUACUACGAGCGCUGUCUACAGCUGCUUCGCCCCGGAGGCGUGCUCGCCGUGCUCAGAGUCCUGUGGCGCGGAGAGGUGCUGCAGCCAAAGCCCAGGGACAGGGCUGUGGAGUGCGUUAGGAACCUGAAUGAGCGCAUCCUGCGGGACGCCAGGGUCUACAUCAGCAUCCUGCCCCUGGGGGACGGGCUCUCCUUGGCCUUCAAGAUCUAAGGAGAACCCCAGCCAGUGACCCUUGUUUUAAACCGGACAAUAAAAGGACUGGGACACACGACCUUCUGAGCAUCCAUAUUUGGUUCAUCAGGUGGUGUUCCCUACAGGAACAGACAGCUUUUUCAGUAAAGCGUCUCCCUGGCACCAAGGCUGUGGCCCUCUGUAGUGGGUAGCUUGUUCCAGCCUUGACCUGGUACUACCCCUAGUGAGGCUUCAGGUAACUGUCAUGCCUACCUAGGACCUGCCCCUGGGCGUGGCUGAGACGGGAGCCCAUAAGACCCAGAGGGCUCUCUUGGUUCUUGGUGAUCCUGGAUGGUAGACCGAGCGGAGUUCUCCAGAGAACCCCCCUGGACUGCACCUCACCCUCCCCCCGCAUCCUGUAACCCAUUCCUUUACUUGUAAGGUACCCCAAAAUAAACCUCCCUUUUCGAAAACUA